Drosophila mauritiana is the source of this 1594-nucleotide messenger RNA. Its product is annotated as sodium-coupled monocarboxylate transporter 2-like. The record is from RefSeq and is a predicted model, not a curated record. Gene Ontology annotation, biological process: transmembrane transport; sodium ion transport. Bases 45 to 1403 code for a protein of 452 amino acids. Lineage: Eukaryota; Metazoa; Arthropoda; Insecta; Diptera; Drosophilidae. Gene Ontology annotation, cellular component: membrane. The transcript is spliced from 6 exons. Gene Ontology annotation, molecular function: symporter activity.
CACACUCACUCUUUCAGUAUUUUGAGAGACGUUUUAGCCGGCGAAUGCGUUUGUUUGGAGCUAGCUUAUUUGUUCUCAAGGCGAUUAUUUGGCUUCCCAUUGCCGUUUAUGUGCCCGCUUUAACCUUUAAUCAAGUGUCCGGAAUAGGUAUUCAUACCAUUACUCCAAUAGUGGUCAUCAUCUGUACUUUCUACACCUGCGUGGGCGGAAUUAAGGGCGUGGUCUACACGGAUGUGGUUCAGAGCGUUAUUAUGUAUGGAUCCUUAAUCGUGAUCAUGAUUAAGGGAACAUUGGAUUUGGGAGGAUUUGGAACUGUGUGGAGAAUUAAUCAGGAGGGCGGACGCCUAAAUACCCCGGAAUGGAGUUUGGAUCCCACAGUUCGACUGAGUGUUCUCUCUGUGUUCGUUGGUGGAACUUUCUUUAAGUUGCAAAGCACCUCGAUCAAUCAGGCCACAGUACAACGUUUUAUGUCCUUGCCAUCCCUGAAAGCCAUCAAACAGACCCUCUUUACAUUCUCCAUUGGACUGGUACUGCUCUACAUGGGAUGCGUCUAUGUGGGAUUGGUGUGCUAUGCCACCUAUUACGAUUGCGAUCCUAUGUCUACAGGACUUGCAGGACGUCGGGACCAGCUGGUUCCCCUGCUAGUGAUGCGGGUGCUGGGAGUUGUGCCUGGUCUGCCAGGACUCUUUGUCUCAGCUGUGUUUAGCGCUGCCUUGAGCUCGUUAUCCACGCUUCUUAACUCUCUGGCCGCUGUUAUCCUGGAGGACUUUGUUAAGCCGCGCAUGGGAAAAUCGAUGAAGGAGAACCACGUGGCUCUGACCAUGCGAGUGGUGGUGGUAACCUUUGGCAUAAGCUCCAUUUUUAUGGUCUAUGUGGUUGAGAAGCUGGGCAUGGUACUGCAACUGUCGGCGACACUUCAGUCAAGUUUAUAUGGACCGAUGUUGGGCAUUUUCACGGUGGGAAUGCUAAUGCCAUGGGUGGGCGAAAAGUGCGUUUUCAUAGGCAGCAUUGCCUCCUUUUUGACCAUGGCCUGGAUAGCGGUUAAUGCUCAAAUUGCCAACAUAACAGGAUCCUUCCGACACACCAAGCUGCCCGUUUCCGUGGAAAAGUGUGACUAUGAUUUCGAUAUGAAUCGUUACUUGAACUCCACUUCGGAAUACGAACCUCACAGUGGAUCUUCUAUAUAUCACAUGUCAUUCCUGUUAUACGCUAUGUUGGGAGCCCUACUUACAAUUAUAACUUCAAACUUGGCUACUUUCGUGUACGGACGUCAGGAUAUCAAGAACGUUGAUGAGAAUCUUUUGGCUCCAGUUGUUCAGCGCUACUUGCGAAAAAACAAUUACUAUGAGAGCGUGGAGCUCAAGAAAGUUGAGGUACCAAAGCUCAGUGAAAGUUCCGAUUAAGCGAUUUAAUGAGCAUUGCGGUUGCUGUUACCAUUGCUUAACAGUUUUGUUCCUAUUGAUAAGUAUGAAUUAGUUCAUACAUCAACAUAUUUCCUAAUAAUACGAUGGAGUUUUUGUUUGUUCCUAAAAGUUAAAUAAGAGUUUAAGAGGCUUGUACAUUGGUUGCUUAAAAAGUGUAAAUAAAUAAGAAA